UGUGAGACGGAGCCUCCACAGCCUCUGCAAAAUAAAUCGUAUUUUAUCCAUGUGAUUUGGGGCUGAGCAAUUCUAAGAAGUGCGAGGAUAAUGAUGUAUACCUGAAAAUUUAAAUACAGACAAAACGGGAUCGACUUGAAGGUGGCAUUCGGUGGGGUCUGCACACCUAAAUACAAGUUUUUACUGAGCCGGGGGUGGAAGUUGACAGACCCAUUAAGCACGAACCCCAGCGAGAACCAGCUUUUGUCGUCUGGAGGAAAAUCAGCUCCGGAGACACGGAAUUCAGGUCCGAGGAUGUGCAUUGAUUAUUAAAAGAAAACAAAUGGAGCUAAAAUUCUGCCGCCUUCCAACCUGCCCGGAGAAACGCUGCCGAUGAAAAGCUUUUACUAAAGAGGUCCAAGUACCAGAAUGGUAAAAAGAUUCCUACAUGAUCUUAAGGCAUACAGGAACUGCAGAUUCUCUCAUCUGCAAUGUAGAUAGUGUCCUGCAAAAAAACAUUAUUUACUAUUUGUACUGGUAGAGUUCAGUCCAUUUUAAUUAAUUUGACUUAUAAGGAAUUUUAAUUCCCUAUACAAAAGCGUACAUUUUUUUUCCAUUCCAAACAAAAUGCUUACUAUGAACUUAGUUGAAAACAACCAAAAACCUGAUUUUUUGGCAUUACCACCAAACUGUGAGUACUAAUAGCUUUUCUGCAGGUAUUUUAGCCAUGGAAACGUACUCUGCCUCAAUAGCACCUGUUGUCUGUAACAGCACAACGUUUAACCUGAGCGGCUCACAUUUGUGUAACGAAAGCAUAUCUUCCCGGUUAGCUGAUAAAUCAGAACACCAACAGUACGUUAUCGGUCUUUUCUUAUCGUGCCUUUACACAAUAUUUCUUUUUCCCAUUGGUUUUGUAGGAAACAUUCUGAUACUGGUUGUCAACAUAAGCUUUCGUGAAAAAAUGACUAUCCCAGACCUUUACUUCAUAAACCUGGCAGUGGCCGAUCUCAUUUUAGUUGCCGAUUCUCUCAUUGAGGUCUUUAAUCUUGACGAGAAGUAUUACGAUAUCACUAUCAUUUGUACCUUCAUGUCUCUGUUCCUUCAGAUCAACAUGUAUAGCAGCAUUUUCUUUCUGACAUGGAUGAGUUUUGACAGAUACAUAGCGCUGGCCAAAGUAAUGAGGUCCAACCUAUUUCGCACUAUGCAACACGCUAGAUUGAGCUGUGGGCUCAUAUGGAUGGCAUCUAUCUCUGCAGCGCUAGUUCCAUUCACGGCCGUGCACUUACAGCACACCGGAGAGGUCUAUUUUUGCUUUGCAGAUGUAAAAGAAAUCCAGUGGCUAGAAAUAACCUUGGGCUUUAUUAUCCCCUUUGUCAUCAUCGGGCUUUGUUACUCAUUAAUUGUCCGAGUUCUUAUCAGAGCGCACAAGCACAGGAGCCUUCGGCUGCGGCGGCAGAAGGCUCUCCGGAUGAUUUUUGUCGUGGUCUUGGUUUUCUUUAUCUGCUGGUUACCUGAGAACGUCUUCAUUAGCGUCCAGCUCCUCCAAAAGAAGAGCGAGCCCGUCUCCUCCAGCAGCCCAUCCUUCAGGCACGAUUACCCUUUAACGGGACACAUUGUGAACCUCGCAGCUUUUUCUAACAGCUGCUUGAACCCCUUAAUUUACAGUUUUCUAGGGGAAACCUUCAGAGACAAGCUGCGACUGUACAUCGAACAGAAGACAAAAAUGUCGACCUUACAUCGCUUCUGUCAGGCUGCCUUAACGUCUGUCAUCCCUGACAGUAACGAGCAAUCAGAAGUCUGAUUUAGGAGCAGUUGGGUAAAACCCAAGACUGUGAAACUGAGCAAAUCGUGAACAAAAUGCUUGCUACUAACAGAAAAAAGUGCAUUUGUGUGUGUGCGUGUGUAUGUAUAUAUAUAUAUAUAUUGUAUCUCUCUGCUGAGUAUUGAAGGUUUAUAUUCAAAAUGUUUUUAUGACAAGACUUUAAUGUAGAAGAGUAUGUUUUAGUCGGAUUUAUAUUUAAUUAUGAACAGGAUUAUUAAAAGCUGAGCACUGAAGGAGCUUUAUUUUGUAUUACACAUGUAUGAACGACAGUAUGGAAGGAAAUUUUAUCAAGUUCGGAAGACUCUAGAUGUAACCUGAUUAUCAGAGAUGCUAUGUUGCUGAUGUAUAUAAGGUACUUCCACUGAAAUAAUGAAGCUGCCGUAGCAGUGAGGCAAAAAUCAUUACAAAGUAUUGAUGUGGAGAUGCAGAAAACAUUGAUUUUUUUUUUUUCAUCCAAAUAUGUUAAGAUAAAUGGCUUUACUUAGAAGAACCACAUGGUACUAUUGUCACUGUACUCUAGCAUGUCUUCCACGAUUAACUUUUUUAAAUCUUUAUAUAAUCUACCACGAUGGUGACUUCUUGUCUCGUAAAUGUAAUCUACUGUUUACAUCAGUACUUGAUCAAAUCUGUAACGAUAUUGCUCAUCUCAAAGAACUUCACAGAAGCAAAACAUAACGCUUCAUUCUGUCUUUUAAGGAUUGCCCAAGAUCAUCUUUCCCAGGACAGACACAAUUGGGCCUUUUGUCAGAAA
Messenger RNA from Calidris pugnax (ruff), 2552 nucleotides. RefSeq names its product G protein-coupled estrogen receptor 1 (gene GPER1). Gene Ontology annotation, molecular function: G protein-coupled receptor activity. The record is from RefSeq and is a predicted model, not a curated record. Bases 707 to 1780 code for a protein of 357 amino acids. The transcript is spliced from 3 exons. Lineage: Eukaryota; Metazoa; Chordata; Aves; Charadriiformes; Scolopacidae. Gene Ontology annotation, cellular component: membrane. Gene Ontology annotation, biological process: G protein-coupled receptor signaling pathway.